AUGUACAUACAUCUAGCAAAGACAAAACCUGACUACACAUCUCCGUCUCGACGCGGCGGACAAUGGACGGUCGUCAUCCUCGUAAUAUGUACUAUUCUCAGCUUCUCCGAGUUCCGCGCCUGGUUCCGCGGCCACGAGAACCAUCACUUCAGCGUCGAGAAGGGUGUCUCACAUGAAUUACAACUCAAUUUGGAUAUGGUCGUCGCAAUGCCCUGCAAUAAUGUCAGGAUCAAUAUCCAAGACGCUGCGGGCGACCGUAUCCUUGCCGGUGACAUGUUAACUAGGGAGGACACGAGUUGGAAGCUGUGGAUGGACAAGCGCAACAAGGAGAUGUACCAUGGUAUCCAUGAGUACCAGACGCUCAAUAAUGAAGAUACGGCGCGAUUGUCGGCGCAGGAGGAAGAUGUCCAUGUCCGUCAUGUGUUGGGUGAAGUGAGGAAGAACCCGUGGAGGAAGUUCCCCAAAGGACCGCGUCUGAGGAGAGGGGAUGUUGUUGAUUCUUGUCGUAUCUAUGGCAGUCUGGAGGGGAAUAAGGUCCAGGGUGAUUUCCAUAUCACCGCCAGAGGACAUGGGUACCAGGAUUUCGGGGCUCAUCUCGAUCACAAGACUUUCAACUUCUCACACAUGAUCACUGAGCUUUCCUUCGGACCUCAUUAUCCCUCGAUCCUCAACCCUCUCGACAAGACCAUGUCAACCACCGACCAACACUACUAUAGAUACCAAUACUAUGUCAGCAUUGUCCCGACCGUCUUCUCCAAAGGCAGCAUCUCACCAGAUGCCCUCCCUUCUCCAUCCUCCCGCCGCAACAGGAAUCUCGUCUAUACGAACCAGUACGCCGCGACGAGCCAGUCACACGCUAUUCCAGAAAAUCCAUAUAAUAUUCCCGGCGUGUUUUUCAAAUACAACAUCGAACCUAUCCUGCUACUCAUCAAUGAAGAGCGCGGCAGCUUUCUCGGCCUCAUUGUUCGCUUAGUAAACGUUGUCUCUGGAGUCAUGGUCACGGGUGGUUGGUUGUACCAGCUCAGUGGAUGGCUCGUUGAAGUCGUGGGACGAAGAAGAGCAACGGGGAAGUCUGAAGGAGUGCUGAAUGGUAGACAUUCGAAUGAAGAUGACGAAUAAAACCGCUUCGCCUUCAGAUAAAAUCAGCGCCUCCUUCCCUUUUUGGGGGAGAUGCUCUUGUUUUGGAAGUAUUAUAUGCGCAUUGAUGCAUGGAGUAAAUGGUGUGGAGUUCUAUGUUUUCAUGUUCUGUUGUUUUUUCAAGCGUCGUUUGAGAUAUCUCUGUAUUGCUAUAACUAUCUAUCUACCUACCUAAGAAACUGGCAUAGGCGAGCAAGACCUUUUAUCUUUUUGGGCCUUAUCGAGAGAAAAGUAUCAGUCCAUAGAUAUCUGUGUUGUGGAAAAAAAAAAUCCAAGAAAAUCCGCGGGAUAUCAUUCGUUUAAAAACCCAUGUCGUAACUACUUAAUCUGUCCUCCUCAUGAACAGCAAGCAUAUAUAAUAAUACA
Molecule: messenger RNA, 1503 nt
Organism: Paecilomyces variotii
Lineage: Eukaryota; Fungi; Ascomycota; Eurotiomycetes; Eurotiales; Thermoascaceae
Product: putative COPII-coated vesicle protein
Exons: 2
Coding region: 1-1119 (372 amino acids)
Biological process (GO): retrograde vesicle-mediated transport, Golgi to endoplasmic reticulum; endoplasmic reticulum to Golgi vesicle-mediated transport
Cellular component (GO): endoplasmic reticulum; Golgi membrane; COPII-coated ER to Golgi transport vesicle
Source: RefSeq, a predicted model, not a curated record